Messenger RNA from Cricetulus griseus (Chinese hamster), 7721 nucleotides. Lineage: Eukaryota; Metazoa; Chordata; Mammalia; Rodentia; Cricetidae. The record is from RefSeq and is a predicted model, not a curated record.
GAGAAACAAGACUAGAUGGUUUCAACCUUUUGCCUAUGCAUUUCUUGGCCUGCUUCUCCGGACAAAUGCCAUGAGGACCAUACUGAGAAUGAUAUAAGUCAAGCUACCAGUAGCCACUCCAAGUAUGGACUGAUGAGGGACCAGUCUGUUUGGGAAAAUCCUUCAGAUGGUGAACUCGUCAGAACCCAACCUCAGCGCCUGCCUCAGCUGCAGACAUCAACACAAGAGGAGGAAGAAGGCAAGAUCAAGAAUGGGGGCCACAUGAGUCUGAGCAAUGGGAAUGGAAUUCAUCACGGAGCCAAACAUGCACCCACAGAUAAUCACAGAACUUCAGCUCCUGUUUCUCAGAAAAUGCAUCGAAAAAUUCAGUCCAGCCUGUCUGUAAACAAUGAUAUCAAUAAGAAGAGUAAAGUAAAUGCUGUCUUUUCCCAAAAGUCUGCUUCCUCCCCGGAAGACUGUUGUGUCCACUGUAUCCUGGCCUGCUUGUUCUGUGAAUUCCUGACCCUCUGCAAUAUUGUCCUGGGACAAGCUUCAUGUGGCAUCUGCACUUCCGAAGCCUGCUGCUGCUGCUGUGGCGACGAGAUGGGCAAUGACUGCAACUGCCCUUGUGACAUGGACUGUGGCAUCAUGGAUGCCUGUUGUGAAUCCUCGGACUGUUUAGAAAUCUGUAUGGAAUGCUGUGGCAUCUGUUUUCCUUCAUAAAGAUUUACCUUUUGUUUGUAUUAAAACUGGAGACAAUUUUACAAUAUUUCUUGUAGGGGAAAGAAAAACACAUGGUAAGAUUCUCAUGAAGCAACUCAGUGUUUGCACUGUUAACUCAUUAUUUUUAAGUAAUUUCUGAAAUUCUUUUUCUUUCACUUGAUCUAUGUGGUUUAAUAUGUGAAGUUUUGACUAACUGGUUUUUUUUUGAAGCUUCUUCGUAGAUGAUAAUAAUUGGAAGACAUUUUGACACACUCAGCCAACAAGGUUGUAUGUCUUCUAUCUGUUUCUCCUUAUCAUUCUCAGCAGCUCUUUGCCCUAAACACAACAUCGCUCUGUAGGUAUUUAAACCAGAUCACUUAUCUUUGAUAUGUAUCUAUUAGAGGUUAAAAAGUGAACAUUCCUUAUUCUAAGUAAGUACACACCUUGGGCAGAGCUACAAACAGAUGUGGGACUUUCCAUGUUGGUUUCUUCUGUGUGCUUUCCACCUCCAGUGUUGUACCCAGAGAGCACUGAGUGAGGUCACUGUGCUCUCUCUCAGAGAAGCAUUCAGUGUAGGGAAGCUGUAAAGACUGGAGUUGGAAUGGGAGCUGUAAAGAGUGAAGCAGAAGGCAUGCUGGCGUCAGAACUGGAAAGGAAAGAGGCCAGAAGAACAAAUAGAAGAGAAGAACGGGUUUUUGAGGAAAGCUUGAAGGAGGAUGUCGCACUGUGAAUGCCUUAGGAUGAGCUACUUCAAUUUAGGAAAAAGUUUAAGGUCGGUGGCCCAAGCUGCCUGUGUUCUGAACAAGUAAAAAGAAUGUGCCUUCACUGCACAUUUCUACAACACAGCUUUCUUAAAACUAUAAAAUCGAAACUCAUGCAAAUAUGCACUUUCCUACACAUAAUUUAAGUGUUAUAAAUUUUAAUGAAAACAUAAUACCUUGUUAACAUAACUAUAUUUUACCAAAAAUGUAGAACACUUUUUAACAACUUUCAUUUAAAUUAGUUUUUUUUUUUUAGGUUAAAAAAAAAUCCCAGUAUUCUGAUUUGGGGUUUUUCCAAAGCUUGCUUAUAUUUAAAAGAUUGGAUUCUUUCUGUGGGGGUGUUUAAGGGGGUUCUAUUUAUUUUGGUUGACUUGUAGCCACAGUCUUGUAUUUCCCAAGCUUGUACAUCCUGGAUCCACGACAGGGGAGCUCAGAUGUCCAGCAUCACCACCAGGUAUCAGUAUUCCAAUUGUGUGUUGAAUUAUGCCAAUUUGUCAGGUUAUAAAGACACUAAAAGUGUAUAGAAGUAUGUCUGUGGCAAGACUAACUAUAUAGUGAUGAAGUCAGCUCAUAGGAAAGAAAGCGAGCGGUUGGUUUUACACACACCCUCCUAUGAUUUUUGUUUUCUCUUCAAAUUUAUAAUUUGGUUACAUUGACUAAUUCUUUGUAGGCUCUUGAAAGAAUAUUUGGUUUAGGGGUUCUUUCCAGUUCCAGAUGAAAACAAUGCAUUGUUAGGAAGCUUUUAGCCAAGCUAGACCUGUAGGCCUUUAGGAGACCUGAGCUUUUGUUUUGUUUUGUGUUCACAUGAGGAAAGAGAAUGCCCAUUUUUCCACUGAGAGUAACCUAGCUUAUAAUUAAAUUAUUAUUUAAAAUAUUCUUUGAAAAAGGAAUGCAAGUGAAUCUCCCUUCUAGUGCAAUUUAUGCAUGCAUUCACUUUAAAAUGUUGGUUUAAAUACGAUGCUAAUAUACAACUGCCUUCUUCAUUUGUUAUGCCAACUAUAAUGGGAACCUUAAUAUUUCCUAUACCCAUCGUUAGAUUGUGCUUAUGCCAUAGGAUGAAGAAAAGCAUCUGUUUGUAGAUAAGCCUCCUAAUGAUUAUUAGAAUAUUUGACUCAUUAUACUGUAAAAUUGUUUAACCGAUACGUUUGUCUGAUGCUCGAAUAUACCCUGCUAUGAUUUGCAAUGAAAAUGUUAGUGAUUUGAAAUGUUUUUCCAUAAUACAGAGCAUUGGUGAAUACCAGAAUUUAAUUUCCAUACUUGUACACAUAGGACUUUUCUUCAGCUGUCUACUCCAGGCAAGCCAUUCCUUAAGGCAUCUUGUAUAAUUCAAAAGAAAAAUAGGCAAAUGUGAAACAGUUUCAAUAUAUUUUAGGAUUCUGGUAUGUAGUGUUUUGUUGAAUCCUAUGGCUGUCAAGACUAAUUGCUAUAGUUUACAGUUAGACAUUUCAUCACUUUUAAAUAUUUUCAAACUGGAGCUGUAUUAUCUUGGAUAUUGUAAAAUUAAAAAAAUUAAUUCUUUAUUGUGCUCCAAGACCCUUUUGUACGUAAUUAAUAUGUUAGUUGUCUUAUGUUUAAAUUAUUUCAAUGAUAAUGUAAAACCUGAAGAAUUUCUUUACCCUUUCAUAUCUCUUUCUGAAAAAUUUCUUAGUCUCUCUUUCCCAACCUCUCUAUGUAAACUUCAAGGCUCGUGCCCAGUAAUGAACUGAGAAAGCUAUGGGAUAUUUUAUCCACAAGUCAUCGCUGCCCUGCUAUCAAAAUACAGUGUUCUUUUGAAUAUUCACAGCAUGUAAAAUAUAAGCUUAUUUUCCCUGCUCUUCCUCCACCAUCCUUCUCCCUUCCUUAUCUUCUCCAUUCUCUCUUCCUGCCACCUUUCUCCCUCCCUCUUCCCAUUCUUCCCUCCCUGGUUUCUUUCUUUUUUUGAGAUAAGAUUUCAUCCAGUAAACCAAGUUUGGCUUGCACUUCACUAUAUAGCCCACUGUAAUGUCAAAGCCAAAUAAGUCCCCCUCCUCAGCCUCCCAAGUGCUGGAAUUAGUCCUGAAUGACCCCCUAGUAUUUACUGUUUCAGUAGACUGAUUUCAUUUAUUCAUCUAAGGAAUUCAUUUUAAUUUAUGAAACUAAAGAAGCUAUUGUGUAUAUGCUGGCACCGAAUGGCAAACGUGAGUUUUCCAAGUUACAAAAUUGGGUAUUAUCUUUAAUGAAUUUUAUGCAAAACUCCAUUGUCAGAAGUCUUUCUACCUAAGACAACUAUGGCAAAUAUUUGGAGAUGUUUUGGAGUUGGGAUUUAACAGAAACAGUGGUGUAAAAUAUUCAUGAGAAUUUUUUUUCCAUACAAUGCAUCUUGACUGCCCCCUCCCCUUCGUCCCCUCCUAUCAGUACCUCUCCCAAAUAGCUGUGUGUCUCUACAGUAUAACAACUUUCCUCAUCUAAACAGUAGGUGUUAUCUGAACAGAUCAAAGAGUGGCCAAGACAAUCCAUGCAAUAACUUUCCAUUCUCUAUCCAUAAAAUCUCUAUGCUAAAGUUCUAUACACCAGACAUCCCUGUCUAACAAACAUGGCUCCAGCCAAGGAAGUGUACGGCUUGCUUUCUGCAGUUCUACUUAGUGGUUAGGUUUAUCCGUAUUCCUAAUCAAUCAUUUACUAAUAUUACUAAUAUAAAAUUAAUAUUUAAUAAUAUAUUAAUAACACUGCUAAGAUAAUUUUUAAUUUAACACUUCAAAAACCUUCCUCCUUUUCAAUUACUUGUGAAUUAUAGGUCCACAGGAUUGCUUCAUCUAAUCUGAGAGACAAUAAGAUUUCAUCAAAUUUUAUUUUUCUCCUUCUCUUACACUAAUGCAGUAGCAUGCAAUUUUUUUUGAAACAAUGGUUAAUAUAUUGCUAGGGUUUCCUUCACAUCUACUUAUGUUUUCAACCAAGUGCUUGUUAUUGCUGGGGACUCCUUGCAGUGUUCAUCUCUGUGAGUGUUUUUGUAUGUGUGUGAUUUGGUACUAGGUAUCCCAAGGAAAUGACAUGAUGCUCAGGAAGUUUCAACCCAAGGAAGAAGCUUGACAUCUCUGAGGAAGACAUUAACUCCUCAGAGAGGCUUCGUUAAUGAUUAACUAUUUAAGAUUAUUUUUAGAGGCUUGGUUUAAAAUUUUAAAAAGUUAUGGGAACAAUGGCAUUGUGGUACAGCCCUAAUAUGGAAGUUGGUUUAGCAGAAAUGAUCACUGGUUACUAAAUUUACCAUGUACCUUACCACUGCAAAAUUCCCAGUGAACAGUGGAAGAACCUUUUACUUUAAAAUAUCCAUGUCUCUGGGGCUUAAUGCUGAGCGCACUUCUUGCUCUUUCAGAGCACCCAUGUUCAAAAGGAUCUAGGAUUGGUUAUUAGCACUCACACCAGGAUACUAACAACCACCUUUGUGACUCCAGUUCUAGGGGAUCUGACACCCUCUUCUGGCCUCCAUUGUAUGCACAUGGUUCACGGAAACUCAUGAAGCCUCUCUCCCUCAUAAAUAAAUAAAUUUUUUUAAAAAAUAAGGUCUGAUGUCUGAACAUACUUCCUAUAAGAUCAAAUUUUAGCGACAACAGCAGCUAAUCUGGAGGUGAAGGUCAAAUCAUGACCAGACCCCAACUAAAAUCCAGAAUCCUUCAGGGCAAAGACCUGUCCCACACUGUUCUUAUCAUACUGGGACAGCAUAUUUUCCACAGAGGCCACAACUAAAACUCAGAGGCAGCCAGUUGUCAGAUAAGGAGUCCCAUGUCUCCCAGUUGGACAGUAGCUCACAUUUCUAGUUCUGUUGUUUGUGCGUUGUUUCCAUCUUGGAUGCUCCCCUUACUCUAUUUGAUAAGUACAAACCCAGAUUCAUUUAUCUGGCUGUGAAGAAAUCAUUUUAUGAAACCUGUCUUUUGACACAUUAGCCACCUUCAGCUAAAGAUGCAUCUGUGAAGACAAAGAAAAGUAUAGCUCUACAAUUAGGUAUUUACUACCAGACAGCCCCGUUUGUGAAAUUUAGUUGAGAAAGAAUUUAUUCUUUGAAACAGAAUAGGGAAAAAGCAAAUUCAAACACAGAAAUUCUAAGUUGAACUUGAAAAAUCGAAACAGUUCUUAAGUUCUGUCUGAUGCAUAAAGGGCUAGAAGCAAAGGAAUUACAUUCCAAAGCCAAGAAAGAGGGUGGACAAAAGCAUCCGAGCCACUUGACAUAGUUCACAGCCUUUUCCAAAGGAAUAAAAGUCUGUUGAGCAGGGAACCAAAAGAUCUCAUUAUAGGAUGAAGCCAAGCCAUAUUAAAGCUUGUGCACUAGUAACUAUGUCUAAAAACAGCCUGCUGUUUUAUAUUGAACCAAUACAUUUCUUAACUUGGUAGGUUGCAGUGUAAAGAUGUACAGAGCCUGUCUGCUGGAUGCUAUGCCAAUUACAGAUGUGGCGGAGUAGUGUCAAACACCUCCAAACAGUACUGAAAGCAAUCUUAGAGUGAAACAAAAGAGGGUUUGAAAUGUCACCUCAAAACCUGGAAAGCACAGUUCAUCAUGUGUCUGACUCUUAGAGUUUUAAAAUCUCCUUUAUUAUAUAAUUUAAUGUUGCCGUCAUAGGAUCCCUCAAUCAGAGUGCACAGUUCUUUCAAGGACAUGAAUAGUGCCCGAGAGAUACAGAGAAUAUCUUAGAAGUAACACUUUCAGGUGACAAGUCCUCUCUGAUCAGCUCCACAGAAAGUGUGUUUUAUCAGCAUCAGGGUAAGGGACAAGUGAAAUAUCCCACAAUACUGACUACAUUAAAUUUUGUUAGAUCAUCAGAAAGAAUAAUUAGACAUAUUUACACAAUUACCUUUUAGUAAACUGUUAUGUGAGUUUAACUAUAUAGCAUAGAUUCUGGAGGGGAAAAGUACAUAAAAUUGCAAUCUAAAAGCAAUUUAGCUACUGAGGACAUUAUUUCUUCUUAUCUAAUUAUUCACAAAUUAAUGAGCAAAAUUAAAUUCCAAUCAGUGAAGAAAAUGAAGCAAUGGGGAGAAACAGAAACACAGAUUACUUAAAGCAAAGAUAUGCAAUGCAUUUCUUUUAUUCAAACUUGGUGCUUAAAAAAAGAACAAAUCCAUCAUCUUGGAAUUUGACUUGUAGCUUGACAUUCAAAAUAAUCUGAGUAGAAUUUUCAGUGAGGUAAGCACAAAAGUAGUUCAAGUUGUGUCACUCUCAAUUACUGCACUCAGGUGGUGUACCCAUUAAAAUUCCCACUUGUGGGUUCCGCUCGCUAUGCAAAUGGGGUCAUUACCUGGAGAAUUUAAUUGGUUAUGACACUGGGAGUAGGACUUUUCCUUUCAAAAUAAACCCACUUACACAUAUUUUCACUAGAAAUUUGAUUGCUAUAUAGACUUCAGAUUAUUUUGCUUUAUAAAUAUUUACUGAAGUUAGCCUCUUCUUAUUUAUUCAUUCUGAACAAUUCAAGAUGGACCUACAUUACUUUGAUGUAGUUUUAUUUGUUGGUGUGCAAGGUGGGCAUGAAAAGGAUCUUUGUAACUAAUUGCUUAUCAAAGCACUAUAGGAGGAUUUGUAUCUUUCAGUCCACCAAUUAUAUGUGGGUAUGUUACACUACAGAUGUUUUCAUCAUGUGAUUAUAACAUUCUCUCAUGGCAGUUUAUUAUAUUUAUUUUGAAAGGCUCAUUUUUCCCUCCAUGUGACAUUUUAAAGCAGUGUACAGUUGAAUCUUAACUUGUCCUCUUAGAUGAAUUUAUAAACACACAAACACAUGCCCCACAGUUUUGCUGAGGCUAGUAGCAUUUAUAGGAUCUUUAUAUUUACUGAUAGAACAUAAUGAGGACAUUAAGGUCUUUGUCACAGUCAGUCUUGGAGACACUUCCAUUAUCUUGAAAGUCUCCUGGAUAUAGUGUGAACAAACAACAGAUUGCUAUCAAAGGCACGGGGCUCUGUACACAUUAAGGGGUUUUCAUUGAUUCAAGAGAUUCCUCCCAGAGAAAACUCACUAUGUAACAAGAUAGUGAUAAUGCCUGAAUUUACAAUGAACCCUGAAAUCAUAGUGUAGUCUAGGGGAUGGAAUAUUAAACUGAGCAUCCCGGAAUGUAGAUCCAGGCAGUGACUCUAAUAGCAGUUCCCAAGGUGAAAUGAAAGCAAGAGCAUAGUUGCUGUGUUUAUGGGCUGGCUAAUCUUAGGGAGGCACUACCAGUUCCCUGAGACAGGGCCUAUGCAGACUAAAUUUGUACUAUUAGACCAAGUUGUAUAUCUGCAAAGAGCCUAUCACCAGUCUAUACAGACAUAAAGAGAAUAAGUUGCUUUUAUUGUAAAAAAAAAAAAAA